Molecule: messenger RNA, 1285 nt
Organism: Psylliodes chrysocephalus
Lineage: Eukaryota; Metazoa; Arthropoda; Insecta; Coleoptera; Chrysomelidae
Source: the annotation of a GenBank genome assembly
CCCAAGCAGAAACAUACCUGCUUUAUUCAAACGAACAUAUUCAUACAUAACGCACAAGACAAAAAUAAACUCGAAGAUUUGAAUACCCGCAGAGAUACGUCAGAGGUCUUCUGGGUGAAACAGUUGAAGAGCGGUAGUCAUCCGCGGUAUACCAAUUUUAUUAGAAGAUAGAUCGCGGUGUGCGUAGGCAGACAUGGCCGACUAUGUGAGAAUUGUUGGUGUUUUGGUAAUGUUUUCUUGGAUAGCUGGAUUUCAUAGUGGAGCUACACAAACACAAAUUACUCCAAUAAAAGAUUUGAAGAAAAUCUUUGGACCAAAAUUUGGAAAUUUAAAUAAUCGGCCUCCACCUCGACAUGAUACUCCUGCUUCUCCUUGCCAAUGUACAUGCGGCGAAAAAAACGAGGACAGUAGGAUAGUAGGAGGUAGACCAACAUUUGAAAAUGAGUUUCCAUGGAUGGCUAGACUAUCAUAUUUCAAUAGAUUUUAUUGUGGCGGGAUGCUUAUCAACGACAGAUACGUUUUGACAGCCGCCCACUGUGUAAAAGGGUUUAUGUGGUUCAUGAUUAAAGUAACUUUUGGAGAACAUGACCGGUGUAACGACAACAAACGACCAGAAUCGAGAUUUGUUCUUCGAGCAAUUGCAGGCGCUUUUAGUUUCUUAAAUUUUGAUAACGAUAUUGCUCUCUUAAGGCUAAAUGACCGAGUGCCAAUAACGCAAUUUAUUAAACCAAUUUGUCUGCCAAAGAAACGAGAUCAUCUUUAUGUGGGUGCUAUAGCCACAGCAUCUGGUUGGGGAACACUCAAAGAAGAUGGAAAACCAUCUUGUAUUUUGAAUAAAGUCGAUGUACCCGUUAUAUCAAAUGAAGAAUGUAGAAAAACCAAUUAUUCUGCAAAUAUGAUUUCCGACAAUAUGAUGUGCGCUGGAUAUCCGCAAGUUGGGAAAAAAGAUUCGUGCCAGGGCGACAGUGGCGGACCUUUGAUUACGAAGAAGCCUGACUCUAGAUAUGAGUUAAUAGGUGUCGUCUCGUGGGGCAAUGGUUGUGCCAGGCCAGGCUAUCCUGGUGUAUAUACUAGGAUAACUAGAUACUUAGACUGGAUUCUCGAUAACUCUCAGGAUGGAUGCUUUUGUCAAGACUGAAAUUAGUGCUCUAGGAUAAAUUUAUAAAUUUAGUUUUGAUAUUUAUAGGAUGCAAAUAUUAUUCGUUUAAUUUACAAUGAUAUUGUAUUAAAACGUGCCUUUAAUUUAUUACUUGAUAAUAGACUCGGAAUAAAAUGCAAAUUUAAG